Messenger RNA from Chenopodium quinoa (quinoa), 1813 nucleotides. Its product is annotated as aspartyl protease UND-like. The record is from RefSeq and is a predicted model, not a curated record. Gene Ontology annotation, biological process: proteolysis. Gene Ontology annotation, molecular function: aspartic-type endopeptidase activity. The transcript has 2 exons. The coding region runs from base 321 to 1631 and encodes 436 amino acids. Gene Ontology annotation, cellular component: extracellular region. Lineage: Eukaryota; Viridiplantae; Streptophyta; Magnoliopsida; Caryophyllales; Amaranthaceae.
GAGUUUAGAGGUAUAUUAGGAAAUCAACUCAUUACAAAUGGGAAGUGCAACAGACUUGUUUUAUAUACUUCUUACAUCAUAAAAUAACAAUAAAAUAUAUAUGAUUAUUGAUUCAGAACAAAGAGGAUGUACAUAGAAUCAUAAAAUCGAUUCUCUAUAUACUUUUCAGAUUUGAUUUUGUCACCAUAAUCUUGCACACCCAAGAAAAUGCUUUGAACUUUAUGUGCUUGCUAUAAUUAACAUGUAUGAAUAUAUACCGUACAAAAUCAAAGAAACUAACCUAGCUAAUGAUACACAAAAAUUUAUGAAAAACUUAUUUCAUGGCUUUCCCAACUUUAUUCACCAUCCUUUUCUUUCUCAUCUUCAUCCCCACCAUCUUCUCCCGAACUCUUCAAUCUCCUCUAUCUUCAACAACAUUACUAUCUUCACCUAUUUCCUUUUCCACCCAUGUACACCAUAGACGUCGUCAACGAUACAUCAACACACAACCAUCAAACACACUAUCAACAUUCUCCUCCUCCAAAGUCAUCUCAGAUACAUAUGCAACCAAUGAACACUUACUAGUGAUCCCGGUUGGGAUAGGUCGUAAUAGCACAUCCUCACCAAUGCUUAAAACCGAGCUCAUAAUUGACACCGGCAGCAGCCUCACUUGGGUACAAGCUAUUCCAUGUGACUCCUGCUACGAACAAGGCGCAUUUUCAUACUACAACCACUUUGCUUCUGAAAGCUAUGAAGCAAUUAAUUGUAAAGAUGAUACUUGUAGAGAUGUCCCUCGAGCUUCACACAAUGAGUGUCUCGACUUACCUUGGGACUCAAAGGAGCCUUGCUCGUAUCAUACUGAAUAUGGUGAUGGAACUACAUCUAGUGGUGUCAUUGGUACCGAGACUUUUUACUUUCAAGACCCAUAUGUUGGGUUUGGGCAUGAGCCUGUGCGGUUUGUGCCUUUUGGGUUAGGAACGUCGAAUUAUAUCCCUCGAUGGAUUAAAACGAGUACUCCUGGCAUUGCAGGUCUCAUGCGUGGUCCUGGAAACUUGAUCGACAGGCUAAAUGUGAAGAAAUUCUCUCAUUGCUUCCCCCGUGAAGAGGAUGCCACUGGUAUAUUGAGCUUUGGCGAAGAAGCCAAGAUCAUGGGUGCCAAAAUUGCCUUGUUAAAUAAUUCGCGAUACUACAUGGCUCGCCUUACAAAUGUAUAUAUGGCAGGAAAGUGGAUUCCUAUGGAAAAUGAUGUCUUGCCAACUAAAAUGAUGUUCGACACAGGAUUUACUCAUAGUUUUCUAGACCCGAAUAUAAUGGACGCAGUUGUGGAAGCCAUUAAGGGUGCUCUAGGAAGAUACCAACCUCGAAAAGUUAAGGGCUUUGAGCUUUGCUAUGACUUGACCCAGCUAUAUUCUGUUAGCUUGGAUGAGGUUGCUAAGAUCACUUUUGAGUUCAAUUAUACUACCGACAUUCAUGUGUUUUCUUUUCAUCUUUGGGAACGACAAAGCGAGAAUCAAUUGAUUUGCUUGAGCCUCCAUAGAGGAGCCCCAAAAGAAAACAUAUUUGGUAACAACCUGAUGCGAGAGGUAAACAUAGGAUAUACUCUUGAAGAAGAUGAUUUGGCCAUGUAUUUUCAUCGCCAACAUUGUAAGUAAGAGAUGAUGUAGUAGUAAUAUCGUUGCAAUCAGUAGUGCGUAGGAAUUGGAUAACAUAGAAGUACAAGUACCAUUGUACCAGAGUAUGUUACAGAGAUUUUUGGUAAGUUGUUGAUAAAUUCUGAAAUCUGAAGUAACUUAUCAGGUAGCUAGCCAUACUGAUAAUAAAGACAAACCUUAUA